AUGGACGACAUGGACAUGGACGAUGCGCCGUCGAACGCGUAUCUCGACGAUCAGAGUGUUCCCCCCACGGCCACAGGUUCUCCAAUUGGGCUUUCUGGGAGCGACAAUGAUGAUGUUGACGAGGUCUCGGAUGCCGACUCGGACUACCUCGAGCUGCAGGCCGACAUUGCUCGCCUCGACGCGAGUCGCAAUGCAUUUCUGUCGGAACACCUCGGCCCCGAUGCCGUAGCUCCAGCCGCCACAGGAGCCAGUGGAACGGCCGCGCGCCGCCGCCGUGGGCCACGCAAAGCAGCCGAGCCUUCGGCCGAAGUCAAGUUCCGGCUGCAGCAGGCGCACCAGCUGUUCAUGGACAACCGCUACGAGGACGCGCUCGAGGCGCUGCACGAGAUUAUCCGAGUCAACGCCGAGACGCAUGCGGCAUGGAACUUGUUGGCGUCGAUCAAUGAGGACUUGGGUCGACGCGAGGAAUCCCUGAUGGCCAGAGUGUUUGCGGCGCAUCUGGAGCCCAAGAACGUGGCUGGUUGGUUGAGCACGGCGGACUUUGCGUUGGCCGAGGCUGCGGCUGUCGACGCCGAAGAACCUGCGGAAGGGGAGGACGACGACGGCGACGGCGGCGGCGCCCGCGAAGAAGAGCGUCAAAACCGGCGGCUCCAAAACUUGCAGAUUGCCCGGCUGUGCUAUUCAGGCGCCAUCCGGGCUGACAAGGACAACAUCCCAGCGCGGCUGGGCAAGGCAAAUGUGUGCCUCGAGUUUGGACAGGCGACGAACGCAGCGACCGAGUAUGUGCGUGUACUGAAGCGGCGGCCGCUGGCGCUGCAGGUGAUCCGCAACCUGGCCGAGGCAUCGUACGACUCGGUACGCGGGUCCGAGACGAUCCAGGCGGCCAUCAAGGCGUACCGCAAAGCGGUGGCGUACCUGCGGGGCAAGUCGAGCGUGGCGACACACGGCUACUUUGCACCCUACCUGACGCUCGACGACGGCGAAGAGUUUUCGUGGAUGGACAUUACCAUUUAUGUCGAGCUGUACGCCGCCAUGGAGCAGUACAAGGAGGCCAUCGCCGUGCUGAAAAACCUAGCGCGGUGGAUGCUUGGCCGAGGUGGGCCGGACGAGGCCUACUGGAAGGACGUGGACAAGGACGAGAGCACCAACUACGAGGACGGCGAGUGGGACCGGCACGACGAGCCACGGCGGCGCAAGGUGCCUGGGUUUCAGCCAGGACGGUACCCGCUCUCGGCGUACGGCGAAGGCCUUCCCGUGGACCUGCGGGCCAAGUUGGCCAUCUAUCGCCUCAAGAUCGGCCAUGAAGAGGAAGCCAUCGAGCAUCUCGCGUGGAUCGACCCCCAGGACGCCAACACGACCGAGUCUAUGCGCCUGUACCCGCAUCUGCUCAAGGAGGUGGGCGCUGAGCUGUUUGGGGCCAAGCGGUUCGAGUUGGCCCUGCAGUACCUCGAGCUGUACCGUGACCUGACCCGGGCUGCGGCAGCCGGGGGGCUCAGCGGCGCGUACGAGCAGAUGACGGACGAAAUUGGCGAGGGAGGCGAUGCAAACAGCAGUGCAGCUGCGGACGACGACGCUGAUGCGCUCGUGCUGCAGGGCAAGUGCAAUUUGGAGCUGCACGACCAUGCAGCAGCCGAAGAGUGCUUCCUGGCGGCCAUUGAGGCGGACGACGAGAAUAUUGAUGCGCGCUACGAACUGGCCAAGAUGUACGAGAAAGCACAAGAGAAGGAGCAGGCAUAUAUUUUGGUCAACGAGGCGCUGUCGCUCGAAGCCGCUCAGCAGAAACGACAGCAGCUACAGAGCCGAGAGGAGGAGGGCGAUGAACAAGAGGACGGCGCGGCAGCGGAACGAGCAGCAGGCGACGGUGCCACCGACGGCGCCGCGCCUGGAAAGCGUCGUGGUCCCAUGGCCAGCUUGGAGACGGCAGCAUACCGCGUGUUCCUCGACAGCGAGGGCAAAGUCGUGCGGCGUCACCGCAAGUUCCGCAAGGGGCCCGACGGGCAAGACAUCCUGGCCUCGACCGAGCGCAAGCGGCGAACGAAGACGGCCCAGGGGCAGGAAGGAGAAGACGGCGACCAAGAAGGAGGCGUUGUUGGCCCAGACGGCAAAAUACGGGUGCCUCAUCGGCAGCCCAAGACGGGCACGGCGCGGGUACGCGCACCCCAACGGCGCUCGCAAAAGUCGCAGCAGCAGCAGAGGCGCUGGCGGGCCGUUCGCGGCCACGCACGGCGGUUCUUUGCCAGCCCUGCCGAGCAGGCCGAGUUCGAGGCGUCUACAUCCGCGCGUCUGCGUGGCCGCUACCAGGUGUGCCAGGCGCUCAAAGAACGGGCCGAUGCCGGCGAUGUAGAUGCGGCGGCCGAGUGGAUGGAGGCGGCCAAGGAGCUCAUCGACGACUUCCGGUCGUUCCGCGAAUUCUACACGUGGGACAAGUACGUGCAGUUUCUGGGCGUCAACAAUUUUCUGCACGACCAGACAGGCGCAGCAGCCACAGCGCCGGCGACGGCGGCAGUCGAGGGUGCCGGCAUCAGCACCAGCACCGGUCCCGGUACCGGCCAGCAUAGCAGCCACCUCACGGCCCUGGCCGAACGACUACACCAGAACCUCACGCCUGCCGACGCAGAAGCUCAAGCCCUUGCCAAUUCAAUGAUCGAUCCGGCGCUGCUGGGGCCGGCAACGGCCGCUGCUCCUGCUCCGCUUGCGUCUGCGCGCCGCGACUACCGCGGCAUUCCCUUUGACGACUGGCUGGCCCUGUUCUUGGAGUAUGCGCUAGGUCUUGCCCACGCGGGCCGCACAACCGAAGCCUACGCCGUGUGCCAGUCCGCGCACGACUCGACCGUGUAUCGGCAGGAGGACAGCAUGUUCCUGAUCCACCUGGCAUGGGCGUCGUGUGCCGUGCGCGCGGGCGACGAGCAGACGUGUGUGGCGGUGGCGCGCUACUUUAUGCGCGAGCAGCCCUACACGACCGACUGCUACCGCCUCUUCACGACCAUGUGUCGGCUGUGCCGCUCGCCGUCCAUGUGGUUCAGCUCGAGCCCGGCGCAAAAGUACAUUUUGCGGCAGAUCCGGUCGCGCGACGAGGCCAUCAAGCAGGAGGCGCGGGCGGCCGGCAAAGACGAGACUGCUGUCGUGGACCGCCUCGACACGUGCCUGCUGGUCGUCUACGGACACAUUCUGUUUGCCUCCAUGAGCUACCACUUUGCGCUCAACUACUACCAGCGCGCGCUGGCCGUCGACCCGGGCAACCCGGUCAUCAGCCUGUGCAUCGGCCUCUCGUACGUGCACUGGGCGCUCAAGCGGCAGGCCGACAACCGGCAGUACCUGCUGACGCAGGGCUUCCACUUCUUGUAUCGAUACGCCGACGGACGGCUGGCGGCGGCGACAAAAACAGAUGCCAGCGACGACGCACAUGCCCGGCGCGAGGCCUACUACAACCUUGGCCGGGCGUACCACCUGCUUGGCCUGCACGCACUGGCGGCCGAGUUCUACGGCAAAGUGCUCCGCGAGACGGAUCCCAACAAGGAGGUCGAAGCUGCCAAUCGCCAACGAGGCAGACAUCCCGACCUGCGGACGGAAGCGGCCUACAACCUGCGGACGUACUACCUGCUGGCGGGCAACUAUGAGGCGGCCAUGCAGGUGGCACGAGCCUACCUGGUGCUGUGA
Messenger RNA from Sporothrix brasiliensis 5110, 3657 nucleotides. RefSeq lists its product as uncharacterized. The coding region runs from base 1 to 3657 and encodes 1218 amino acids. The transcript has a single exon. The record is from RefSeq and is a predicted model, not a curated record. Gene Ontology annotation, molecular function: protein binding. NCBI's taxonomy places the organism in Eukaryota, Fungi, Ascomycota, Sordariomycetes, Ophiostomatales, Ophiostomataceae. Gene Ontology annotation, biological process: transcription by RNA polymerase III. Gene Ontology annotation, cellular component: transcription factor TFIIIC complex.